AUGCUGCGCACCCUCGCGCUGUGGGAGUCGGUGAAGAUGGGUUCACAAACAGCUGCGGUCAUAGGCGCUGGUCCCUCCGGGCUCUCUAUGUUGAAGACGCUACGUGAAGAUGGCUUCAAAGUCACUUGCUAUGAGAGGAGGAGUCAAGUCGGUGGUCUGUGGGCGUAUACGGAUGAUAAGUCGAUGACGACCGCUCUUCAGUCAACUUCUGCCAAUAUCAGCAAGUAUACGUGCGGCAUGUCGGAUUUUCCCAUGCCAGACAAGUACCCUCACCAUUUGACGCAAGCCCAAUUCCAGGAAUAUAUCGAAUCAUAUGCUGAGCACUACAACCUGCUCAAGGACAUUGUCUUCAAAGCCUCGGUACAAAGAGCAACGCGGAAUGAAGACGACACCAAAUGGCGCUUAGAGUACCUCAUCAAUGGCCAACCUCAAGUGGCAGAGUUCGACAAAGCAGUUUUCUGCCAUGGCUAUCAGACCAAGGCGAGAAUGCCGGAGUUCGAAGGCGGAGAGAAGUACGAAAGGAUUCUUAUCCAUGCUCAAGAAUUCCGCACCGCCGACGAAUUCAAGGACAAAAAGGUCAUCAUAGUAGGCAUGUCCAGCACUGGCUCCGACAUCGUAAACGCCCUGCUUCCUGUAACAUCCAAAAUCUACGUCUCGCAUCGACGAGGCCGCCACAUUGUCGGCACCUUCAGAAACGGGACUCCCGCGGAUCUCAUCGUCACUUGGCGGCGGCGCCAAAUCGCCGCGUUCCUCCAACGCCGCUUACCCAACUUCCAUAAGUGGGCUGCGGACACCGGGCUAGCAUUUCUCUGUCGCCAGGUUUGGGGAAAGCCAGACCCCGAGUGGCGCUUGGAACCCGCGCCAUCGCCUCUGUUAUCGCUCCCUGCCGCGUCGGACACACUAAUACCGCAGCUGAAAAGCGGGCAGAUUGCCUCCUUACAAGGUAUCAAGCAGUUCACGGGCCCACGAUCUCUGGAACUGAAUGAUGGAACGGUUAUAGACGACGUCGACGCCGUCAUUUGCGCAACCGGCUAUAAAGCGGAUUUCACCGUCGCGCCCUUUAUCGAAACAAGCAAGCCGCCAAACUACGAAGGCCCUGAACUAACGCGCCUGUGGAUGAACAUGUUCCCACCUCAAUACGCCGACUCCAUGGCCCUCGUCUGCCACUCCGCCUUCGGCAAAAACAACGGCUUCUCUUUCAACGACGUAACAAGCAUGGCCGUAUCUAACAUCUUCCGCCACGUGCACGCGCUCCCCUCGCCCGCCAUCAUGAACGCCGACAUUGACGCUCACCACGAAUGGCUCGCCGGCCGCUGGCGACUUGACGAGAUCUUCGACCCGUCCGCGGUCAAGACGUGGCAGUUUCAGGCUUUCCUUCACGAGGCAGCGGGGACCGGGAUGGAGAAUCUUGGCUGGGGAUGGAAGGGGUGGAAGUUUUGGUUCAAGGACCCGAAGAUGAGCUGGUUGAUGAAUAAUGGGGUGGAGACGGCACAUGCGUUUCGGUUCUUUGAAACAGGGAAGAGGAGGACGUGGGAUGGAGCCAGAGAGGCGAUUAUUCAUAUGAACGAGGUUGUGAAGAGCGAGUUUCCGCUGAAGGAGACGGAGAAGCAGAAGUAG
Trematosphaeria pertusa is the source of this 1617-nucleotide messenger RNA. Its product is annotated as putative dimethylaniline monooxygenase. Lineage: Eukaryota; Fungi; Ascomycota; Dothideomycetes; Pleosporales; Trematosphaeriaceae. The transcript has 4 exons. Gene Ontology annotation, molecular function: flavin adenine dinucleotide binding; N,N-dimethylaniline monooxygenase activity; NADP binding. The record is from RefSeq and is a predicted model, not a curated record. Bases 1 to 1617 code for a protein of 538 amino acids.